Messenger RNA from Erinaceus europaeus (western European hedgehog), 3181 nucleotides. It is a transcript of the gene AFG3L2, whose product is annotated as AFG3 like matrix AAA peptidase subunit 2. Gene Ontology annotation, molecular function: ATP binding; zinc ion binding; ATP-dependent peptidase activity. Gene Ontology annotation, biological process: mitochondrial protein processing; protein-containing complex assembly. Lineage: Eukaryota; Metazoa; Chordata; Mammalia; Eulipotyphla; Erinaceidae. Gene Ontology annotation, cellular component: m-AAA complex; membrane. Bases 199 to 2622 code for a protein of 807 amino acids. The record is from RefSeq and is a predicted model, not a curated record. The transcript is spliced from 17 exons.
CCGUGCCGUUAGGAGCCGCGCGCGCACGCGCACGCGCGUCAAGAACGUGGGUUCGCCGCUGUGCCUCGGGCUCGCAGCGCAGGAUCGCCGCCCGCUGCUCCGAACUAUCCGGCGGCCCGUGUCAGCCCGUCGCCGGCCGCCCGCCGCAGAGCCGCGCCUGCGCAGCGCCGCCGGCCCGAGCAGGCCGCGCGGGCGGUCAUGGCGCACCGCUGGUUGCUGCUGUGGGGCCGGGGCGGCUGUCGGCCCCGCGGCCUGUCUCCGCUGUCGGUGCCCGGCGGCGGCGGCGGGAGCCCCGGCUGGCGGCCCUGCCUGCGGACGCUUUAUCAGUACGCUGCAGCUCAGAGGACAAGCACCAGAAACUCGCUUUUGACAGAUGUAAUUGCUGCUUAUCAGAGAUUCUGCUCUCGACCUCCAAAAGGGUUUGAAAAAUACUUUCCUAAUGGAAAAACUGGGAAAAAAGCUAGUGAGCCUAAAGAAGUUAUGGGAGGAAAAAAAGAAUCAAAGCCAUCUAAUACCUCGAGUACUUCAGCAGGAGGAGUUGGUGGUGGUGGCAAACGAGGGGGCAAGAAAGAUGAUAAUCACUGGUGGUCUAGAUUCCAGAAGGGUGACUUUCCAUGGGAUGACAAGGAAUUCAGGAUGUACUUUGUCUGGACUGCUGUGUUUUGGGGUGGAGUCAUGCUCUACUUCCUCUUCAGGACCUCUGGGAGAGAGAUCACGUGGAAAGACUUUGUCAAUAACUACCUUUCCAAAGGUGUGGUAGAUAGACUGGAAGUUGUCAACAAGCGUUUUGUUCGUGUGACUUUUACACCAGGGAAAACUCCUGUUGAUGGGCAAUACGUCUGGUUUAACAUUGGCAGUGUGGACACCUUUGAGCGAAAUCUGGAAACUUUACAACAAGAAUUAGGCAUAGAAGGGGAGAAUCGAGUCCCUGUUGUCUACAUUACUGAAAGUGAUGGCUCGUUUCUCCUGAGCAUGCUGCCCACGGUGCUCAUCAUCGCCUUCUUACUCUACACCAUCCGAAGGGGGCCUGCCGGCAUUGGUCGGGCUGGCCGAGGGAUGGGAGGACUCUUCAGUGUUGGAGAAACCACUGCCAAGGUCCUGAAGGAUGAAAUAGACGUGAAAUUCAAAGAUGUGGCUGGCUGCGAGGAGGCCAAACUAGAGAUAAUGGAAUUUGUAAAUUUCCUGAAAAACCCAAAGCAGUAUCAAGAUCUAGGAGCAAAGAUUCCAAAGGGUGCCAUUCUCACUGGUCCUCCCGGCACUGGGAAAACGCUACUGGCUAAGGCCACCGCUGGAGAAGCCAAUGUCCCUUUCAUUACUGUUAGUGGAUCUGAGUUCUUGGAGAUGUUUGUCGGUGUGGGUCCAGCCAGAGUCCGAGAUUUAUUUGCCCUUGCUCGGAAGAACGCCCCUUGCAUUCUCUUCAUUGAUGAGAUUGACGCUGUGGGGAGGAAGAGAGGAAGAGGGAACUUUGGUGGACAGAGUGAACAGGAGAACACACUCAAUCAACUGCUUGUGGAAAUGGAUGGUUUUAACACAACAACAAAUGUAGUCAUUUUGGCAGGCACCAAUAGACCAGAUAUCCUAGACCCUGCGUUGCUGAGACCAGGGCGCUUUGACCGGCAGAUCUUCAUUGGACCACCGGACAUUAAAGGAAGAGCCUCUAUUUUCAAAGUUCACCUCAGACCACUAAAACUGGACAGUGCCCUAGAAAAGGAGAAACUGGCUAGGAAACUUGCAUCCUUAACUCCAGGGUUUUCAGGAGCUGAUGUUGCUAAUGUCUGUAAUGAAGCCGCUUUGAUUGCUGCAAGACAUCUCUCAGAAUCCAUAAUUGAGAAACAUUUUGAACAAGCAAUUGAACGCGUGAUCGGCGGUUUAGAGAAGAAAACGCAGGUGCUGCAGCCCGAGGAGAAGAAGACUGUGGCAUACCACGAGGCAGGCCAUGCAGUUGCGGGCUGGUAUCUGGAGCAUGCAGACCCACUCUUAAAGGUGUCCAUCAUCCCUCGGGGCAAAGGACUGGGUUACGCUCAGUAUUUACCCAGAGAGCAGUACCUGUACACCAAAGAGCAGCUCCUGGACAGGAUGUGCAUGACGCUGGGUGGCCGGGUGUCAGAGGAAAUCUUCUUCGGAAGGAUCACGACUGGUGCCCAGGACGACUUGAGAAAAGUGACUCAGAGUGCAUAUGCCCAAAUUGUUCAGUUUGGCAUGAAUGAAAAGGUUGGGCAGAUCUCCUUUGAUCUCCCCCGCCAGGGAGACAUGGUAUUAGAGAAGCCGUACAGUGAAGCCACUGCGAGGCUGAUUGACGACGAAGUGCGGAUACUCAUUAACGAAGCUUAUAAAAGAACAGUCACUCUCCUCACAGAAAAGAAAGCUGAUGUGGAGAAGGUUGCUCUUCUAUUACUAGAAAAAGAAGUAUUAGAUAAGAACGAUAUGGUUGAACUUUUGGGCCCCAGACCAUUUGCAGAAAAAUCUACCUAUGAAGAAUUUGUAGAAGGCACCGGCAGCUUGGAUGAGGACACUUCACUUCCAGAGGGUCUUAAGAACUGGAACAAAGAGCGGGAGAAGGAGAAAGAAGAGACACCAGAAGAAAAAAUUGCCAACCAGAUCCGAGGAGGGAGUCCUUUCUAGCUUGUCACAUUGUGGUUCCACUUUGCAUAUUUUUUCAACUCUGGCAUUGUUAAAAGAAUGAAAGCUGGUUAAGUUGAUCUAAACCAGUGGCUGACCUAGUUGAAAUGGUGGGAAGCCUCAGAAGUCACAGUGAGUGGCAGGGUGACUUUGCUAAGAUGUCAGUGGAGAGAACACACCUCCCAGCCGAGGCUAGGAGAGGGGUGGGCCACCCGCUGCUCCUGGCUGCAGGCCAGUCAAGCUGCGUGUCUGUCGCGUCAGGGUUGAGAAUCUGUGAGGACUACUCCAGGUGGAGAGGUGUGACUUCUCCCUUCCUCCCACCUACUCUUCAUUCCUGUUUUCUUUCAGAGCUGCCUUGCAGACAGACUCUGAAGUGAAGUUGGAGUCCUGAUAAUAUUUUAAUCUGACCUAAUACUUUAAAGAUUGAACCCAAAAAUCACAUGUUGCUGUUUAAACAGAAUGGUUUUCUACAGAGAGCUGUAACAUAUUUAAAAACAUGAAUGUAUUAUGUAAAUAUAGCUUCUUUACAUCAGAAAUAAACACUGGACUUUUUUCUUGUGAA